This is a messenger RNA of Paramecium sonneborni, 384 nucleotides long. NCBI's taxonomy places the organism in Eukaryota, Ciliophora, Oligohymenophorea, Peniculida, Parameciidae. The record is from the annotation of a GenBank genome assembly.
GUAAGCUUCUCUCCUGAUGGUACUACUUUAGCAUCUGGCAGCUAUGAUAAAUCUAUCCGCUUAUGGAAUGUUAAUACAGGAUAAUAAAUUGAAUCCUAGAAUAAAAACUAUUAAGAAAUUUUUGGAUAAUUUCCUACCGUUCUACUUUCAAAAAAUUUUCUUCCAAAAGAAGGUAUUUAUUUAUCUUAUAUCUAGUUAACACAAAUGUUACAAUACUUUGUAUAUCCCAAGUAUCAAAAUUUUAAGCAUAAGAUGCUUUAAUCUUAAAAGGAGAAAUUGUAAGUUAAUUAGGAAUAGAUUUACGAUCAUUACUAAAAUCUAAAGGAUGUUUCUUUUUAGAAAAUCUUACAGGAGAAAAGUUAAAGUAGAAUUGAUUAUUUAUGA